This is a messenger RNA of Periophthalmus magnuspinnatus, 4440 nucleotides long. RefSeq lists its product as uncharacterized. Lineage: Eukaryota; Metazoa; Chordata; Actinopteri; Gobiiformes; Gobiidae. The record is from RefSeq and is a predicted model, not a curated record. Gene Ontology annotation, molecular function: DNA-binding transcription factor activity; RNA polymerase II cis-regulatory region sequence-specific DNA binding. The coding region runs from base 17 to 2944 and encodes 975 amino acids. The transcript is spliced from 2 exons. Gene Ontology annotation, biological process: regulation of transcription by RNA polymerase II.
AGGUGCAUGUGUAAAUAUGGCGGCCAUAGAGUCACUAGACUCUGCAAAAACAGAGAAUUCGUCUUCAGACAAACUAGAAUCAAUGGACACACUGCGGUCUUCAGACAUGCUAGCAUGUGUGAACCCGGAGACUUUUGGGCAGAAAGAUGAGAGCACGGCAGAAGACAGAACAGAUGGUCUGGGGUUAGUACAGAAAUGCAGUGCCUUUGCUGCCACAUCCGUGGUUGCUACUGCCGACAGCCCAGCCUUCACGGUCCAUUCCGAGGAUAGCGUCCAGCCCAGAGCAGAGGCAGACAGCACAACAGGGAAUUCACCCGAAAACCACAAACCAGUGGCUGAAAAAGAAGCGUGCGAGCUAAAUUCACUAAUCUGGUCUGAAAGCGAGGACUGCACUGAGGAGGUGCUUGCACCUGAGGAAAAGCGAAGUCCUGAACAAGAUCUCAGCCCUACAAUGGAGAGUGCUGGAGAAGGUAACUGUUCAACCAAAAUGACCAAUGCAGCGAAUGAAACACAGAUUAAUCAACCGGAAAACUCCCAAGAGAAGACAAGCACAGAGGAAGAAAUGUCAGUGGACCAGAAAGGAAAGACUGAUGGCAAAGAGGAGGAGGCAGACAAAGAGGAAGAAGUGGAGCCGCCCACAAAACAAAUGAAAAGACGUAUGGUGUGUAAGGAGUGUGGCAAAAUAUUCAACCGACGAGAGACCUUCAACUUGCAUCGCCACUUUCAUUUACAUGAAGAUGAGCUCAAGCCCCUCACCUGUAAGGAGUGUGGCAUUACUUUUCAGCAACGCAGUAGCUUCAUUAAACAUAGAAAUGAGCAUAAAGAAAAACAGGUAAAUCUUUUAACUGUAAAAAAGAGGGGGUGCAAGAAGGAGCAGAAGAACUUUCAAUGUGCCGAGUGUUCCACAGUGUUCCUUACAGUGGAAAAAUUGAGGUCCCAUAAGUGCAGUUAUUCAGAUGAUAUACUUUUUCACUGCCCAAUUUGUCGUCAAGAAUUUAAACAUAGGCCAUCUAUGCAUAGACAUAUACUGUCUCACUCCCAUGAAAAAUUUCAGUGUUCUGAGUGUGAUCAAACUUUCCCUAACCCGACGGCGUUGGGUGCCCACCAAUUUGGAGCUGGCCAUGGAGUUCUCAAACCAUAUGAAUGUCCUGAUUGUGGUAUGGUUUUCAAGCACUACUCUGUCAUGGAGGAGCAUCGUCUUAAACACGCAGAGAGCUCAUGUUUAUAUCAGUGCAAGGUCUGUGGUAAGUCCUUUAAGUACAGCAGCCUUUUACACCAGCACCAAUAUCUCCACACGGGACGAAAACCUUUUUGCUGCUCUGAAUGUGGGAGAACAUUUGCUUUUGCCCAGAAUUUGAAAGCUCACUGCCGGCAACAUUCACUUGGUAUUAUUCCUACUACAACCGAGAAGCCAAAAAUUGAUUUUCUUACUUCAGAAUAUGCACCAGUGAAAAGAUCAGAAAAAGAAAAUGUAUUACAAAAUAAGGAUGCGCCAUGCACCUAUAAAUGCCCUCUUUGCCCCAAAAAUUACUCAACGCCUGCAAAUUUAAGGACCCACAUGCACACUCAUGAAGCUGAAUAUGAAAUGAUGGACAGAACAUCCAGGUCACCGAAGGAACCAUUGAAAUGGAACAAAGCACACAACUGCCCUCACUGUCACAACAUCUAUAGUGAUGAGUUAAGUUUAAAAGUGCAUAUAUCUAGUGUUCACAAAUCUGAUUCACUUAAUAAUAUGCCAGUCCUACCCUCAAAAACUGUUUCAUCUCAAAGCAAUGAUAAUAUACUAGAAAAUGUUGAUGAAGUCAGGUCAUUUACAUGUCCUGAGUGUGGUAAAUCUUUUCACCAUCGCUCAGUGUUGGAAUUGCAUAUGCGUAUACACCCCAAGGACAAACCAUACCAAUGCAAAGUGUGUGGUAAAGGCUUUAGAUUCAGUAGCUACUUACAGCAACAUCUGAUAAUGCAUACAAGCAAAAGACCACACAAAUGCCCAGAUUGUGGUAGAGCUUUUGCAUUUUUGCAGAACAUGAAAACCCAUCAAAAGCUACACCAAAAAACAUUUCGUUGCAACACUUGUCUCAAAGGAUUCAGUGAUGAAACUCAACUGAAACAGCAUAUGCUUUCUCAUAAGGGCAACAAACCUCACAGGUGUAAUAUCUGUGAAAAAACCUUUGGAUUAGCCUAUCAGCUCCUUGACCACAUGAACACUCACACAGGUUUCAGACCCCAUCGCUGUGAGGUGUGUAACAGAUCUUUUACCUGGUUGAGUAGCUUAUUGUCACACAGGAAAUCUCACAAACGCCAAAAUAACUCAUUGCAGAUGAAGGAUAGGAUGAGAGAAGGAGGUACCAGUAGUGGGGACACCCGGGGCAUGUCUAAAUCAUUUGCAGGAUCAGUGAUGACUGACUCAUCUAUUUUGUCUAAUAUUUCAGUAGAAGAUGCUGACCAGCUACCUCUCAUGAGUACAGCUGGUGUCGAUCAAAAACCCCGGCAGCUGAAUGAGCCAGUGAUACCGGAGGUACCACCUGAAGUUAUGCCUGCCCCAUCUGUACAGCAGACCUAUGUAGCUUCACAUGCAGUGUCUGUUGAGAAUCCCUCACAGCCAUGCUCCGUUUCCGGGCAAACUAUAGAGCAACCACACAUAAUAGAAAAUUCACCCAAGUAUGUUAGCACUGGCCCUUCAGUUGUGUCAAAAAAAUCAAGUCCUUCAUCAGCAACUGAAAUUGAGCAGCACAGGCACCUAAAAGCUGUUGUACAGAGUAGUCCUUCCACAGUAGUUCCCACAAACUCUUUACAUUCUGAAUUCACUCAGUCUGGCUCUUACAUGGAUGGAGCAGCACUGUGGAGUGUUAGACCUGCUUCACCAAAUCCAAGCUCUCCAAAAAAAACUGGGUCAAGAGGUCCAGCUACAAACAUGGCAGGCUCCUCCAAUGCCCUCCCAAACUAAUCUGUCUCCACAGGUGCAGACCAUUGGUCAUCCAGAAAAGCAAUGCGUGUCAGGUUUUCCAAAUGCAUCUUCUUUAGCACAAAUUCCCCCUCAUGGACUCGGAGCUCAAUGGGAUAUUCAGACGACAUCUGGCGUGCAAAAAACGUUAAAAUCUCCUGACCACUUAGUGAGUAAGCCAGAUUUUCAAUUGCAGCAAAAGCAGGGGUCUCCGGGCUUGAGUGGGGCUCAAAGUCAGACUACUACAGUUCCCAUAUCGAUUCAAUAUGAACCUCAUCGGUUUGGACAGACAAUAAGCACACCAAUUUGGGGUUUUCAGAGUAACCCAGUGUCUGCUCAGACAAUGCUUAAACCAGGAAAUGUACAGGACCAGCAACAGGCAAUGGCAACAGGCACUAAAUUAAUCAUAAAUCAGGCGCCUCCCUUCUUCCCACCUCUUGCCACUCUCCCGCCUAUGAGUCUUCCAGCCUCACACCCUCUUCACUCAGUCCCUGUGGGUGCACUCUCAAGAGCUCCACACCCAAAUCUCUUUUUCUCACCACAGGUCUCUCAGGCCUUGCCCAUACCUCAACUUCCUCCUCAGCGAGAGCCUCACAAACUUGGCCCUCGUUUGUCCUUUCCACCUGAUCGUCUUAACCAAUGUAUGAUCUGUGGCUGUACUCUGCCCAGAGAGGUGGAUCUACAAAUGCACUACAUGCAGCAUGCCCAAGGAGAAAUAUAGCUUUUUAAUGCUAAUCCCAAAUUAACCCUCCCUUUCUGUUGAACCCAUUUUUUUUAAAUGAAGUUCCAGUUAGCAUUCAUGUUUGGAAUGGUACCAUGUAUCUUUUCCAUCUAUACAUCUGCCGUCUCAUGUUUAUUUUUCUCUUUUAGUAAUUUCACUUAUCAAGAAUAUUGGAUUUAAAUCAUUUUCUAAACUUUAUUCUUGUCAGUCUGUGUGCCAGUCAGGCCCAGGUCUACAGGGGUGCAAAAGAGUGCAUUGGAAACUCAGUUAAAAAUGUUUCCACCUUCAUUCUAGUUGCCUAUGUCACUUCAUGGAAGCAUAUUAUGCUUGCACCCCUUUGAAAACUCAAAUGCACUGUCAGUCAGCUUUGUCUGCACCCGGGGCUGGUGCAAGUGCCUUUAAUUAUUGACAUGUCUAUUUGUUUUCUAGGCAGAUCCCAUGUUUUGUGUCAUUCCUAAAAGCUCAGAUAUGAAAAAUUGACAAAAUUAGUAUGAUGUGAUGAGUAUUUAUACGGUAUUUAAUUUUGUUUGUUUGCUCAUUUUUGCGUAUAUACAAAUUUCAAAGCUUGGUUUAGCAAAACCUUGCCUAUUAAUGCAUAGACUGAUAUUUGUAAUGCUGUAUAUCCUGCAAAGAUAUGAUUUUAUUCAUUGAUCAUUGAUUUGUCUACCUCUUUAAAUGUUCUUGGAGUGUUGUUUCAAGUAAGUGUAGAGUUGUGUAUCCAGAUCAAACAUAAAUAAAAUAUUCAUUUGUGUUUGUCUUGUACAACCCGAGUAAGAGU